AUGGACGGAGGAGCAAAAGCUGCAGGCGGCGGGGCCGAAGUCGUGUUCCGGAAGGUUGCCGCUGGCGAAUCGAGGUUGUGGGAAACGAAGCGGAUCCAGCAUGCCGACCUUAACAGGCUUCAUCUUCGGUCGAUAGAAUCCAUCCUUGACCCCACGGUCUCGGCCGACAGCAUCAUCGGCGCGGUAGCGUAUGCCGUAACUAGCCACGGGCUGCGAGUGACCCAGCGAGAGCAAGGGCGCAUCGUGGCCCAGCGCGUGGAAGCGCCUUACCUGGCGAGUGUCUCCUCGGGGAGCUGGCGCUCCGGUUCCGGCCAAGAGAGGGAGGAGUGGAGGAUGGUGGUGGCAAACGUUGGGGUUUCCAAGGGGGUGGGGGAAGGAAAGAUGGUCGAGCGGGUGCUCUCGGUGUCUUUCAUGACGGACCCCGUUCCGAAACCCACCGACCUUGCCGGAAAGGGGGCGGCGGCGGUAUCCUCGCUCCUGGGCUCGGUUGGCUCGAUCGCCUCGACGUUCAGCUCCUCGAUGACCUCGAGUUCUAAGGAUGGCCCGGCGGGCAGCAGCGCCGGCAGUGCCGGCGCGGCGGCGGGGAAGGCGGGGGCGGCGAGCGGGGCUGCUUCUUCGCUUACCGCCGUCGAGAUCGCGAACGUGAGAAGCAACCAACGCGCCGACUCUCUUCUCCAGGCGGUCGUGGCGGAACUCGGCAGAGUCGGCUGGCAAGGCGCGGUAGACCGACGAACAGGCACCGCCGCCACCGCCGCCGCCGUUGUUGGGCCUCGCGGGACGAAGCCGUCGCCGGGGUCGCCGGGGCCUGAGCAACAGAAGGCGGCGGAGAAAGGCGAGGACGCCGGUGACGGCGCCAGGCCCGGCGAACGGGCCGCUUCCAUGCCGCAAGAAGUUUUGGUGCUUGCGCCGUUCGACGGCAGCAACAGCAGCAGCAGCAGCGCGUCAGGCUCCGUGGCGUCGGCGUCGGCCCUCGGCCCUCUUUCUCCCGAGGAGGAGGGGAGGGAGGGAGAGAAGGCGGAGGGCCCUCCCCGGCAGGAGGAGGACCAAGAAACCGGAGUGCCGGAGGGCGGCGUAGCGACGGCCGGUGCCGGUGCAGACGCGGUCGUUGCGGCCGCUGCUGCUACUGUCGUUGAGGUGGGACUGUGCCUACAGUUCGUGGAAGGGCUUUGUGCGCGGGCCGAGGAGUAUAGCAGGCACGACGCAGCCGAAACGUGGAGGCCGCUCCAAGACACAGUUUCCAGGCUGGAGCGUGACAACGCGACUCUGCGUUCGCUGCUGGAGCCCAAGUACCGGGCCGUGGGAGCAGCGCCCCCGCCAGUGCCGAUCUGGUCCGGACGGCGAAGCUUCGGCGAAACGUACGGGUCGUCGGUGGGGUCAGCAGCUACCAACGUGGGAAACGCCCCCAGCAAGCGGGUCGUCGAGCUGCUUCGGUCGACCCCGCUGUUCGUCAUAGACGGGAAGCAGGUCAAGGCGAAGGUGGUAUCGACGGCGGCGGCGGCGGCGGCGGCGAGCGGCGCUGCCAAGCGGGACGGCGAGCGACAAAUCGACGGAAGCAGCUCUGCUACGGGUUCCGCGGCUUCCGAUCUGGGCGGGAGUCGUCGGCAUGCCUUGCUGGUGCGGGCGGCCGUCAAAGCCCUCACGGAGGUGGUGGGCCGAGUGUGCGAAUCCCGCGAGGAGGCGUUCUUAAAGGCCCGCCUCCCAGGCGCGCAGGCCUACACGGUGGAGCUGGAGAGGUAUGGGUCCACGAUCGCGGGCGGGAGCGCGCUCAGAGCCACCGCCUCGUCUCCGGAGCGAGACUGGGCCAGUGCCGGCAGCGUGGAGGUCGACGACGACCUGUGGCGGCUCUUCGCCGCGCAGGAGACGCGGUUGUACAGCUCGUCGGCCGCCCUGGGGAAGAAGCCCGGGAGGCUCUACGUGACUUACAGCACGCUGUGGUUCCAUUCUAAGGUCUUGGGGUUCGAAUCGAGACACGUGCUGCCUCUUGCCGAGGUGGUGUCCAUCACUCUGCUGGGCACGGCGCUCGACCUCUCGUCGAGCCUGGUCAUCGCCACCAACAGCGGCGGGGUGCCUGGGGAGCUCAUGUUCAUCUUCCCGGGGCAGAAGCGGCGGCAGGUGGAGCCGCUGGAGGUCCUUCUCCGGCAGCUGGCGGUCCUCGCCGCCAAGGAGAGGGCGGCGACGGCGGAGGCAACAGAGGCAACAGCAGCAGCGUCGCCCGACGUUUCGUCGUGAUGGUGGAGGAAGGCACGGCAACGGCAUGGUGCUGUUUAGGAGCACGCAACCAACAAAGGAAGGGGUGUGUGCGCGGUACAUUCGUUGAGACGGGUGUUCGAGAGGGACUAUUACUGCUGCGCGAUGGUGUUUGAAAGCCAGCCGGCGACGACGAGAGCGAGGUGUUGGUGGUGGCUUAACGUGGGGGUGGUUUCAGCAGGUUGAACGGCUCGAUCCACUCGUUUUGACGGUCGCAGAAUAACCUGUGUUGUCCCGGUGUUACCGUUAUCAAACCAACAAUAAAAAAAUGCGGGAGAAGAAUUUCGGGGAAGACGACACAAAACAGCGCACACGCUGGGUGCGCUUGCGAACGUCCGGCUCUGUCUUUGCCAAAACUUCGCUUCGGGGGGCGACGGAAAGGGGGCGGGCGGGAAAACCUUCCCCACCUCGAACAACGCAGGAAUCCGAAAAUAUUUGUCGGCAGACGUGUCCGGCGGGGCUUCUCCCCAUACGGGAAUGCUUUCACACUUUCGGCAGAGGCGCGAAAGUAUUAUAUUUAGCUGUUUAUUGUUAGAGUUGAAGAGAAACACAACGUGUCAAUGAGGCCACAGGCGGGCGGGGUUGCACUCAUGUAAAUCCGUGCCAUAGGCGACAGUCAGGCGGGGUGGGAUGAUGGAGAACGUCAGUGUCUCGGCGCUGACAAGCCUUGAGAGCGGUGAAAAAUGCCGGGCAUGAUACAGGUAAGCGUUCUUCAUUGGCGGCGCUUCGCGACCUUGCCACGAAAGGACGAUAUUCGGAGCGUGAGAGUGCAGGCCAGUUCGAAAACGAACGGCCUUCAAGCUUCUAUCGUCGGGUAUAUUUUCCGAUAGCAGCCAGUGGAUGAGAAUUUUGGGCUUCAAAAGGUGUAGAUAAUCAAAAUCGGAGUUUGCUUUCGUG
Molecule: messenger RNA, 3144 nt
Organism: Ectocarpus siliculosus
Lineage: Eukaryota; Phaeophyceae; Ectocarpales; Ectocarpaceae
Source: the annotation of a GenBank genome assembly